AUGCCCUCAUAUGGUGCACAUUUAUUGAUCUUCAUGUGCUGCGUCUUAUCCGAGUUCUCGUAUUAUAUUGAAGCACUUGAGCCAUUCUAUUCGCAUCAUCAUUCAAAGCCAGCCCGUCCGGCCGGCCGGCCGUCCGUCCAGUCCCAUAUGCAGCCUCCCGCGGCCGAUGGAGGGAUGGAGGGAGAGAGAGAGUGGAGAGGAGAAGACCUCUUCCUCAACGACGAGGACAACGAGGACGCGAGAAGGAAGGAGGAGAAGAAGGACGAGUGCCACGCCCACGUCCUUCUGUUACUCGCCCCCGAGGCCUUUGUCCACCCUCGACCUGGGCCGCCCCGAAUUUAUUUAUUUCGAUGA
This is a messenger RNA of Necator americanus (New World hookworm), 354 nucleotides long. RefSeq lists its product as uncharacterized. Bases 1 to 354 code for a protein of 117 amino acids. The record is from RefSeq and is a predicted model, not a curated record. The transcript has a single exon. NCBI's taxonomy places the organism in Eukaryota, Metazoa, Nematoda, Chromadorea, Rhabditida, Ancylostomatidae.